AUGCACCGGCAGGGCACUGUGUUGAUCGCCGUGAACCCGCUGCGGAGGCUAGAGGACCCCCCCAUGGAGAGCUUCAUGAACAGGCCGCUCAACCCGGAGACUCCUCACCCUUACGCCAUCGCCGAGCUGUCCUACCACCAGAUGCGGUUGGGAGCGGGACGGAAGGCGGCCAACCAGUCGAUCAUCGUGUCGGGAGAGAGCGGGGCGGGGAAAACGGAGUCGUCCAAGAUUAUUCUAAAGCGAGACAAUUCAGCAGCAGUCAAAAAAGGGUUUUUGACACAUCGAUCCGUCGGAGGCGUUACGAGCCUGGAACAGAAGGUAGUGGACUCCUCUCCUAUCUUGGAGUCUUUCGGAAACGCCAAGACGAUGCGAAACAACAACUCUUCGCGUUUCGGGAAGUUCCUGAAGAUGCAGUUCACCAGGGAUAAGUACCGCCUCGCGGGAGCGUUCAUCGAGACCUACCUCCUGGAGAAGAGCCGCGUGCUUACCCAGUGCAAGGGGGAGCGUAACUUCCACAUCCUGUACGAGCUUGUGAAGGGGGCGGCGAAGUCCGGCCUGGCGAAGGACCUUCAGCUCCAAGGCGUGGAAGCGUACCGAGUGCUUUCGGCCAGCGGGUGCACGGAGUUGGAGGGAGUCGACGACGCGGCGCACUUCGAGGAGGUUCGGACAGCAUGUCGGACGAUAGGGCUGGAUGAGGACACGCAGAUGCAGGUGCGGCGGCGGCGAGGGCGGUGGUUGGUGUACGUUUGCGAUGAACAGAUGGUGUGGAAAGCGCUUGCGGCCGUGCUCCACAUGUCCAAUGUCACCUUUGAAGGGAAGGAUGACGCUCAGGGGGAGGUGGCCGCGGUCAAAGAUCCAGCGGCGUUGAAGAAGCUGUCGGCAUUGCUCGGCGUGGAGCCUUCGCUGCUAGAGGCCAUGCUGACCCAGAGGGAGGUGAAGACGAUGGCGGAGACCUUCACCAAGAAGCUGGAGGUGCAGGACGCGAGCCUCACCCGCGACGCGAUCGUCAAGUCUCUCUACGAGGCGUUAUUCCUGUGGAUCGUGCGGGUGAUCAACACGUCGCUGGGGAAGGGGGAGGAGAGCUUGCCGUUCAUCGGGGUGCUGGAUAUCUUUGGUUUUGAGAACUUCGACACGAAGAACGAGUUCGAGCAGCUGCUCAUCAACUUCACCAACGAGAGCCUGCAGGACACCUUCAACAAGCAGGUGUUCAGCAACGAGCUCCGCCUGUACGAGGAGGAGGGGAUCGAUGUGGUCGUCUCCAGCUGCCCCGACAACGAGGAAUGCCUCAAGCUGCUCUCUAGCAAACCCAAGGGCAUCAUCCCCAGUCUGGACAGCGUGUGCUCGGAGCCUAAGCCUACCGACGCGAGGUACCUGGACGGGCUUCACAAGACGUACGUGAGGCACCAGCACUUCCCGAGGACCAAGCCAAAGGACAUGCGCGAGUGCUUUUCGGUGAAGCAUUAUGCCGGCACGGUGAAGUACACGGUGGAAGGGUGGGUGGAGAGGAACAUGGACAGCAUCCCCGUCGCGUUCGCGGCAUCUCUGGGCACCAGUAACCAUAAGGCAAGCCCGCGGGAGUCCGAGAGGAAGAUUCAAAGACAGCAAGAAAGGCGAAACAGACCGCAUGUGUGUUGGGGGUGGCGGGGUGGGGGGGGGGGGUACUCAUAGUCGUGCAUGCCGUAGUCGUUA
Ectocarpus sp. CCAP 1310/34 is the source of this 1689-nucleotide messenger RNA. NCBI's taxonomy places the organism in Eukaryota, Phaeophyceae, Ectocarpales, Ectocarpaceae. The record is from the annotation of a GenBank genome assembly.